This is a messenger RNA of Heterocephalus glaber (naked mole-rat), 2298 nucleotides long. It is a transcript of the gene Gabra5, whose product is annotated as gamma-aminobutyric acid type A receptor subunit alpha5. Gene Ontology annotation, biological process: gamma-aminobutyric acid signaling pathway; chloride transport; monoatomic ion transmembrane transport. The record is from RefSeq and is a predicted model, not a curated record. Gene Ontology annotation, molecular function: extracellular ligand-gated monoatomic ion channel activity; GABA-A receptor activity. Lineage: Eukaryota; Metazoa; Chordata; Mammalia; Rodentia; Bathyergidae. Gene Ontology annotation, cellular component: membrane.
AGCCACCGCCACGGAGGGCCCAGCGCCCGGAGUGCAGCGUGGCCGGACCGGGCGCCGCGCGGACGCUCGCGGUCCCGCAUCUUGCAGCACAAGGAAUCGCGUGUUGGCUGUGAAUGAGUGGCCAAUAUUUCACAAAGCUUCAAGAUUAAGUUGGAAAGAAGAACAGCGAUUCUUCCAAAUUGAUCUGCUUCGACCAUCAUUCUUACUGGGAAUGGACAAUGGAAUGUUCUCUAGCUUUAUCAUGAUCAAAAACCUCCUUCUCUUUUGUAUUUCCAUGAACUUAUCCAGUCACUUUGGCUUGUCACAAAUGCCAACCAGUUCUGUAAAAGAUGAGACCAAUGACAACAUUACCAUAUUCACCAGGAUCCUGGAUGGGCUCCUGGAUGGCUAUGACAACAGACUGCGGCCAGGGCUGGGAGAGCGGAUCACUCAGGUGCGGACGGACAUCUACGUCACCAGCUUUGGCCCCGUGUCAGACACAGAGAUGGAAUACACCAUCGACGUGUUCUUCCGCCAGAGCUGGAAGGACGAGCGGCUGCGGUUCAAGGGGCCCAUGCAGCGCCUCCCCCUCAACAACCUGCUGGCCAGCAAGAUCUGGACCCCGGACACCUUCUUCCACAACGGGAAGAAGUCCAUCGCGCACAACAUGACCACGCCCAACAAGCUGCUGCGGCUGGAGGAUGAUGGGACCCUGCUCUACACCAUGCGCUUGACAAUCUCCGCUGAGUGCCCCAUGCAACUUGAAGACUUCCCAAUGGAUGCCCACGCUUGCCCCCUGAAAUUUGGCAGCUAUGCAUACCCUAACUCUGAAGUCAUCUAUGUCUGGACCAAUGGCUCCACCAAGUCUGUGGUAGUGGCAGAAGAUGGCUCCAGGCUGAACCAGUACCACCUCAUGGGGCAGACGGUGGGUACUGAGAACAUCAGCACCAGCACAGGUGAAUACACAAUUAUGACGGCGCAUUUCCACCUGAAAAGGAAGAUUGGCUACUUUGUCAUCCAGACCUACCUUCCCUGCAUAAUGACAGUAAUCUUGUCCCAGGUGUCCUUUUGGCUAAACAGAGAAUCUGUCCCAGCCAGGACAGUUUUUGGGGUGACCACAGUGCUGACCAUGACAACACUCAGCAUCAGUGCCCGCAACUCCCUGCCCAAAGUGGCCUAUGCCACCGCCAUGGACUGGUUCAUUGCCGUGUGCUACGCAUUUGUCUUCUCUGCGCUGAUUGAGUUUGCCACAGUCAACUAUUUUACAAAGAGAGGCUGGGCUUGGGAUGGCAAAAAAGCCUUGGAAGCAGCCAAGAUCAAGAAAAAGGAACGUGAGCUCAAACUAAAUAAGUCAACAAAUGCUUACACUACUGGAAAGAUGACCCACCCUCCAAACAUCCCAAAGGAACAAAUCCCAGCAGGGACCUCAAAUGUAUCUACGGUCUCUGUCAAGUCUUCCGAAGAGAAGAUGGCUGAGAGCAAAAAGACUUACAACAGCAUCAGCAAGAUUGACAAGAUGUCCCGAAUCAUAUUUCCAGUCUUGUUCGGCACUUUCAACUUAGUUUACUGGGCAACAUAUUUGAAUAGGGAGCCAGUGAUUAAAGGAGCUGCCUCUCCCAAAUAAGCAACUGUGCUCCACACUCCAAGGAAGCCAUACUUCCAGCGAAGUGCAGAAGGACUCUCCGUAUUUGGGCACUGUCUUUCAGGAAACUUUUGCAUGUUUAAUAAUACAUACAAAUAAUAUUGCCUUGAUGUUUGUAUAUGUAACUUCAGGUGUUUCAAAUAUGUCCCACUGACAAAGUAAACAACUUUAUAGAAAACCAGGAGGCAAUGACUAACAUUCAGAUGCUCAGAAUCUUAACACUGAUAGUUUACAAACAAGAUAAGUAUAUUUUUAACUGUUCCAAGUGUUACCUAAUGAUGUUUUUUAUACUUUGAAUGUCAUUUCAUACAGAAUUUCCCAGCAGAUAAAUAUUUUAAGAAAUGCUCCAUUAUUAUUACUUGACCAACUACCACAGGAAACAAAGAUCACAGAGAGCACAUUUUUCAUUAAAAGGAAACUGUGGACAUUUAUGUCCAAACUUAAUUGCCUUUGAUAAUUCUUACUACUCUGAAAUUAGAAAAGUACUGCAUGAUUUGACAUAAAGAAGUAGAAUAGGCUGCAUUUAUGGAGACAAAUUUAAUAGCAGAAACAUAUAGUAUGUUAGAGUAGCAGAUCAAGUAUUUUCCCCAAGGAAAAACUUAAUUGCUUAAAAAUUCUUUUCUUUUGGGGGAGGGGGAUUUAUUUCCCAUCCCACUCUAACCUCUCCACUAAAUGAA